This is a messenger RNA of Bactrocera dorsalis (oriental fruit fly), 1033 nucleotides long. RefSeq lists its product as uncharacterized. Lineage: Eukaryota; Metazoa; Arthropoda; Insecta; Diptera; Tephritidae. Bases 80 to 997 code for a protein of 305 amino acids. The record is from RefSeq and is a predicted model, not a curated record. The transcript has 2 exons.
GUUCACCUUAGUUUAUUGAAUUGAACAGUCGAAAGGAUAUUUCGAGCGUUAGUCCCAGUAAUAUUAGUGGUGAGCAAUAAUGCAGCUCACCUGGUCACGUUUACUAACCGUGUCGCUACUGAUCGCGGCACUCACUCUGGAAACAGCCGCUUCACGAGCAUCUUACCGCGGAGCUAAUAACAAUCAAUAUAAAAUAUUUCGCAAACAUCGUCGCUCUGUGGCUAGAGACGAGGACGUUUUGCCUUCCGGUCGAUUUAUAACACAAAAUUAUUGGAACAGUUUGAAGGGUCAACAGACAAACAGUACAUGUGAAGAAACUACCGAGGAAAUCCCAAUUUAUAUUGAUAUUGAACCUGAUAGUUAUUUUGAUGAUUAUGAUUACACUUCAACUCCAAUUAGACAACUAGACGUUUCAACUUUCUCAGAGCCAGAAACGAAACCUACAACUACGCCUGCGCCAGUAACAUCAACCACGCCUGCACCGCCGCAUAAUCCAGUGAUUAUUGGAUUCUAUGACAAUUAUGAAUAUGAUGAGGACGAUUAUGACAGCACCAACGACAAUUACAGUAGUUAUAGUGAUGAUGUAGAUGAUAACGAUGCAGAUGUUGUUAGCGGAGAUGACGAUGAUGAUCUUACAGUGGUCAAUUCAAAGCAACGUGGGUUCGGCAACGGUCUCGAAAACUCGGUUAGUCAGCCUGAGGCCGACAAUGCUAAUAUCGGCAAAGCAGCACGACAACAAUCAUUGUCGGAUUAUCAACGACGACGAAAUCGUCAACGACGCCGUCGUAUACAGCGUCGACGCGUACCUGCCCGAAGGCGUAGACGUAGAAAUCAACGCCGCCGGCCACAAAGACUACGCCUACGACGUAGACCGAACCGUAUUCGUCAACAAGUUGUUGUGCGAAGGCGCCGCACCAGAACUGGUGGACGUCCAAGUGGCCCAAGUAUACCUCUACCAAAUCUACCAAACUUUAUUCGAUUACCUGCAAAGAAGUGAAGAAAAUAUGUAAUCCUGAUAGAUGUGGAAAACGAU